Dermacentor andersoni is the source of this 1718-nucleotide messenger RNA. RefSeq lists its product as uncharacterized. The record is from RefSeq and is a predicted model, not a curated record. Lineage: Eukaryota; Metazoa; Arthropoda; Arachnida; Ixodida; Ixodidae.
GAUGGGCGCCGUGGCCGAGGCGGCGCUGCGCUGCUCGACGGUGGUGCGCGCUGUCCUCCAGCGGCUGCCCGUCGAAGACCUCUUCCUGUGCGCGCGAUACGACGACCUGUGGGAGCGCGUCGCGGCCACGCUGCUUCGCCGGAGGCUCAGCUUCUUCACGCUGCUGCACGAGGGCGACGUCGGCACGGCGUGCUCCGACGGGGCGUUCAUCGACGAACUUCGAUGGCGCCUCUGGCUCGCCGAGAAGGCGUGCCGACGACCUGCCUCUGCCAUUGUGUUCAGCUGCUGCGAGAAGACCUACGAAGCGCGUGCUGUCGCGUCGUGCUUCCCCGACGGUGCGAGCGUUGCCCAGGUGGAUGUCCUGUGCCCCAUCCGCUUCCAGAGGCGAGGUGUCCUGGAGAGGCGCGUGGCGCGCCUCUGCGUGCUGGUGUUGUUCGAGAGGCCCGGCACCGAAUUCCAAUGCGAAUGGCUCCCAUGCGUUGGCGGACAUUCGGUGGAGGGCGCGGACACAGAAUUAGCCGUCUCGAGGGAGGCGGCCUCGCUGGUCAUCGCCAGGCGUAGACGCUGUCACUGCGGCCCGAAGAAGGUGACGUACCGUCAUCACAGGACGGGCCAGCCGGCACGGUUCGCCCUCUAUGCCAGCAGCGCCUUCAAUCGGAGAACGUUUCGGAGGCCACCCAGCUUGUACCACGUGGCCAGCUGCGUCCUGGGUACGACACGAAUCAGGGUGCUGAAGCACUCUCCCGGAAACCGCUACGGCGUUCCCGUCUGCUGGGGCACCGCGGUGUUCGGGAGCAAGACCAGGGCCGCGUCUGUCAAGUACCGAGGGUCCGCGACGGACUUUCAGGUGUCCAGACACCUGUCCGGCGUUAGAAGUGAGUUCGGCAGCGUCGAAGACGCCCUCGUGCUUUUCUUUCAAGAGGAAUUGUUGAACGCUCCCGCCACGGAAGUCAUCUGGAGCGUUUUCAGUGAUGCGGCUGCCGUUCUGGGAAUGGCGGCGAGUUCCUUGGCUUUGGACGUGAAUCGUGUGGCAUUCAACCUCGAGCCAGUCAGCGACACCGAGUUGUCGAAAUGUCUGGGGACACCCGUCGUCGUAGCCGUCCUUGGAACAUGACUGCUUGACGUUUUGUCAAGUUGUGCAACCACUUGUUGAUGACGUUGGCGGAACUAAACCACAUGCUACUACAAGUAGGGCUCUUGAUGCCUGGUUGGCUAUUGUGAAUCCAUUCUAGUCGGACCCACAUGACGUAGGCAUGAACAGCAUUGGUCACUGCAACGGGACCUGAAAACAGCUUAUGGCUGUCGUAGUCACAUUUACUAGUUUCAAAACACGCUAAGUUAUCGUGCGUGUGUCGGUGAACAGUACGACCAAUUUUUUUGCUGUACGAUGAAUCAACCUAUAGAGUUCCAGGUACUUCCGCAUGAGAAUUUCUCACCGGACACACGUAACUUUAAGACUGAUAACCAAGAGUCAGGGAAGUGAGUCUGGUGAUUUGGUAGUACAGGAUUUCUUAUAUGUCUUCUGCAAUUACCACAGGGACUCUCAAUCUCAAGCUGCAUACGAAGUGAUUGGCAACCGUAUUUAGUCUGACCAGUCUUAUACCACGAAGUAGUUUCCUCCGCUGCCACUGAUAUAUGUUAUUUUUGCUGAACGCAAGUGGCGCGAGAAUAUGAGAGCUCAGUAAAAGCAAUGACUGCGGGCCUUUGGAUUGCUUGAA